UACUUUAUAUAUAUUCUUACUUGUCUAUUCUCAUUAUUUUGAUUAUUUUAUUCCUUUCACUUGCAUUUGUGGUGGUUAAGAGAGCCAUGGAUACCGAGUUUCUCAGAACACUAGAUCCUCAGCUUCUCUUGGGUGUCUUCAUCGCUCUCGUCGCCGUCGGUGCCGGAGCUGCUUACUAUCUUUCCUCCAGGAAACGCAGAGGGUGUUUGGAUCCAGAGAAGUUCAAGGAGUUUAAGCUUGUUAAGAAGCAACAACUUAGCCACAAUGUGGCUAAGUUCGUUUUUGAGCUUCCAACUCCUACCUCCUUCUUGGGUCUUCCCAUUGGUCAACACAUCAGUUGCAGGGGAAAGGAUGCUCAAGGAGAGGAAGUUAUUAAGCCUUACACUCCAACAACGUUAGAUUCUGACCUUGGACGUUUUGAACUUGUUAUUAAGAUGUAUCCGCAAGGAAGGAUGUCUCAUCAUUUCAGGGAGAUGCGUGUUGGAGACCAUCUUGCUGUUAAGGGACCUAAGGGAAGGUUCAAGUAUCAGCCAGGUCAGUUUAGGGCAUUUGGAAUGCUUGCUGGAGGUUCAGGCAUUACUCCCAUGUUCCAAGUUGCUAGAGCGAUUCUUGAAAACCCAAAAGACAAGACAAAGGUGCACCUCAUUUAUGCUAAUGUCACAUACGAUGACAUUCUCUUAAAGGAAGAGUUGGAGAGUCUUACCGCCAAUUACCCAGACCAAUUCAAAAUCUACUAUGUUUUGAACCAGCCUCCGGAAGUAUGGGAUGGUGGUGUAGGGUUUGUAACCAAGGAAAUGAUUCAGGCUCAUUGCCCUGCACCUGCAUCCGAUAUUCAGAUCCUAAGAUGUGGACCACCGCCCAUGAACAAGGCCAUGGCUGCAAACCUUGAUGCUCUUGGUUACUCUCCAGAGAUGCAGUUCCAGUUCUGAUCUAAACCUCUGCUUUUUUUUUUUGUCUGCUCCGAACUAUUUAAAACCCCAUUUUUCUGAUCAAUAACUUUUGUUGUUUGAGUGAGAGUUGUGUGAUGUUGUAAGCUUGAUAAACCCCCUGGUCCAUUUAUUAUGCUAUUCAAUUAGAAGUUCCGGUUAGGCAUAUGGUUUACUUAUACCGGUUUUGGUUUGGUAUCAUCUCUAAAGACUUGAUAGUGACAUCCACAUGACCUACCCUAUUCUAUUUGUGUUGGUAUGUUGUUGCAAUCAAUUUGAGCGUCUGGCCUACUUAUUACUAUACCAUCAUGAGUCACUUUAGAAAGCAUUAUCUAUAAAAAG
Messenger RNA from Eruca vesicaria subsp. sativa (arugula), 1268 nucleotides. The record is from the annotation of a GenBank genome assembly. Lineage: Eukaryota; Viridiplantae; Streptophyta; Magnoliopsida; Brassicales; Brassicaceae.